Molecule: messenger RNA, 1467 nt
Organism: Chrysochloris asiatica (Cape golden mole)
Lineage: Eukaryota; Metazoa; Chordata; Mammalia; Afrosoricida; Chrysochloridae
Gene: TMEM39A
Product: transmembrane protein 39A
Exons: 8
Coding region: 1-1467 (488 amino acids)
Biological process (GO): negative regulation of autophagosome assembly; negative regulation of autophagosome maturation
Cellular component (GO): endoplasmic reticulum membrane
Source: RefSeq, a predicted model, not a curated record
AUGCCCGGUGGAAGGAGGGGCCCUAGUCGGCAGCAGCUAAGCCGUUCAGCUUUACCUUCUUUACAGACUUUGGUUGGUGGGGGCUGUGGCAAUGGAACAGCCCUGAGAAACAGGAAUGGUAGUACUGUUGGCCUUCCGGUCCCACCUAUCACAGCCUUAAUCACCCCAGGUCCUGUUCGUCAUUGCCAAAUUCCUGAUUUGCCUGUGGAUGGGAGCUUGCUCUUUGAAUUUCUGUUUUUCAUCUACUUGCUGGUCGCCCUGUUCAUUCAGUAUAUCAACAUCUAUAAAACGGUGUGGUGGUAUCCUUACAACCACCCUGCUUCUUGUACUUCACUGAAUUUUCAUCUCAUUGAUUAUCACCUGGCAGCAUUCAUCACAGUGAUGCUUGCGAGGAGGCUUGUAUGGGCUCUCAUCUCAGAGGCCACUAAGGCAGGCGCAGCAUCAAUGGUUCACUACAUGGUUCUGAUAUCAGCUCGCUUGGUGCUACUCACUUUGUGUGGAUGGGUACUUUGUUGGACCCUUGUCAAUCUCUUCCGAAGCCAUUCAGUCCUCAAUCUCCUUUUCCUUGGCUACCCGUUUGGUGUUUAUGUUCCUCUCUGCUGUUUCCACCAAGACAGUAGAGCUCAUCUUCUCCUCACAGACUACAACUAUGUGGUUCAGCAUCAGGCAGUAGAGGAAAGUGCCUCAACUGUGGGUGGCUUGGCCAAGUCCAAAGACUUCCUUUCCUUAUUGCUGGAGUCUCUCAAAGAACAGUUUAAUAAUGCCACGCCCAUCCCCACCCACAGCUGCCCCCUAUCUCCCGACCUGAUUAGAAAUGAAGUAGAAUGCCUGAAAGCAGAUUUCAACCACAGAAUCAAGGAAGUUCUCUUCAACUCCCUCUUCAGUGCUUACUAUGUUGCAUUUCUCCCCCUGUGUUUUGUGAAGAGUACCCAGUACUAUGACAUGCGCUGGUCAUGUGAGCACCUCAUUAUGGUGUGGAUCAAUGCUUUUGUCAUGCUCACUACACAACUACUGCCCUCCAAAUACUGUGAUUUGCUACAUAAAUCAGCUGCUCACCUGGGCAAGUGGCAGAAGCUGGAACAUAGGUCCUACAGCAAUGCUCCCCAGCACAUUUGGUCAGAAAAUACAAUAUGGCCUCAAGGGGUGCUGGUGAGACACAGCCGAUGUUUAUACCGAGCCAUGGGACCUUACAAUGUGGCCGUGCCUACAGAUGGAUCCCAUGCCCGCUUUUAUUUCCUAUUUCAUCGUCCAUUAAGGCUGUUAAAUCUGCUUAUCCUUAUUGAAGGCAGUGUCGUCUUCUACCAGCUCUAUUCCUUACUGCGGUCGGAGAAGUGGAACCACACACUUUCCAUGGCUCUGAUCCUCUUCUGCAACUACUAUGUUUUAUUUAAGCUCCUCCGGGACAGAAUAGUAUUAGGCAGGGCAUAUUCCUACCCACUCAACAGUUAUGAACUCAAGGCAAAUUAA